CUGUGUCGCGCGAGACGUUCAGUUAGUGAAGCUCGUGCACGUCCCAUCCCCGCUCUAGCUUCCGGCAAGCUCGAAAACUUCAGUUUUCAGCUAAUUUCAGGUGUCGUGAUUUUUGUUUUGUCUUGUUUUGUUUUGUUUGCGGGAGGCCGACUUUAAAGUUUGGAGUGAUAGCCGUCAGGACUAUCAGCCACAGAGGAUUUUAACGGGGUUAACGUGAUACACCCUGUAACCACUUGAAUAAUGAAAUCAAACCACUGAAGUCAUUUACAGACUGUAUUGGCUAAUGUCACAUAGGCCUAAAUGGCCUCCAUGGAGAGGAAGCACGAGAUUUGCAGUCCGUUCAUCCCGCAACGCAAUGCUUUGAGGAAGACAAGUGCAGAAAUAGUCAGUGAAGCCAGACAAUCCCUGCGAGUUCAAUCCACCCAGCGACCGUUUACUCCCAGAGAUGGACAAAGGCAACUUUUUGGGAAGAGUUAUGUUCGCACAGACUGUGACAACAGACCUCCAUCAACUUUCAGCCUUCAUGCACAAAAUUUUGAUGCUCCUGACUCCAGGCCAGGUUCAGGGACUCACCUCUCUCCUCUGGACCAUAAGCCAAAGUUUCCAGUCCCCUGCGAUGCUGAGGAUCCAUUAAAGGCCUUUCCCAAACCCCCCACCGACCCACUGGAAGUGAAGAGGGGCCUGGCAGGGGCACGGACCCGCCUCCUCAGGGCUGGCUCUCUCACCACGUUGCCUCCUGUAGAGGGACACACAGAUGUGAAAGGCAGAUUAAACUCAGACCCUGGACAAAAGCAGCUGUCAGCUAAAGGACUCGCUACUACAGACCACACGGAGGUCCGCAGGGGUCCCCACAAACCUGGCCCACGCAGAACAGCAAGUGAAAGUAGAAUACCACAGCCUGGUGUUGACUCAGGACUUAGACCCACAGAGUGCAGAGCAGGAUGGAGAACAGGGAUGGGGAAUGGAGACAACACCACAAGCACCGAGGAGGAUGCAGAGUCACUGGUGUGGAAUAAUGCGAUCGCUCCUCUUCUCCAACAGCUAGAGGCUGUGGCUGCAGGCAGCUCUGAGGACUCGAUGGACCGUCUGUGUGAUUUGUGCGACGGUCUCCAUGGCACCUUGGCAGAAGCGGACAUGCUCGGCCGACGCUGUAAGAGGCGGUCUGGGAUACUGCGAACACUGUUCCGCCUCAUCGACCUCAACUCUGCACAACUCAACCUGCACAUCACCAAGCUCUGCCUUGCCCUGUGUGUCAGUGGAAACAACCUGUUAAACAUCUGUAAGCUUAUCUUCAAGAUCGGCCGCAGUGAAAACAACGACAUCCUCUUCCAGAACAACUCUAUCAUAGACUCAUUGCUGGGCGUGCUGAGCAGUGAGGAUGUGUCUGCAUCUGGAGAAGCUCUGCUGUACUGCGUGGGUACUCUGAAAUUUCUCUCUGGAAACAGUGUAAUCCUCAGACUCCUGCUGGACAAGAACUGUCUUGGUGUGGCUCAGAAACUCAUCCAGAGACUCUGCUUAGUUGAAGACACCUACUUCACUAUAGCAGGACACAUCCUUGUACAGCUGACAGCGACUCUUAGGAACCUCGCUGAUCACCCUGAUUCCCGUCCACUAUUCGUCUCCUUUUCUAUUCUAUCAGAGCUCUGUCUGGUGCUGCGUCAUCAUCACAAAGACCAAGACAUAUGCACCAACAUUUCCAGAAUAUACAGUAAACUCUCCUCUUACUCUGAGUGCCGCCUCGCUCUGGCCCAGACCCCCGGCUGUUACCAACUAUUUUUAGAACUGCUGAGCAAACAUCACCAAAAACAGGACCUUGUCGUGCGCCUCCUUUUCACCCUGGGGAACCUCACAGCCAAAAGCAACGAGGCACGGCAGCAGCUCUUUCAAUGCAAAGGCUGUGUGGACACACUCCUCCAGCUGUACGACAGUUACCAGCAAAGAAAUGACUCACCACGCGCAACCUCACAUAAAGGCCCCCUCUCCCUCAGCAAGUCUACCGCCACGUCGGUGAGCGUGCAGGAGGAUGAGGACGUGCUGGUGAAGCUGGUCAGGGUGCUGGCGAACAUGUGCAUCCAUCCAGCUGUAGGUCCAGCUCUGGCCAACAACACAGUCUGCAUUCAGCUGCUGAUGGAGACACUUGAACUGAGGUCUGUGCACGAGAGCGAGGAGCUGCUGAUAAACGUGGCUGCCACCAUCAACAACCUGUCCUUUUACCAGGAAGAAAGCGAAGCGCUCAGACACGGUCGACUCAUCAUCGCCAAGUUGAUGUUGAAGUUGGUGCUCAGCUCCAGUAUGGAUGCCAUGCUUGAGGCCACCCGUGUCUACGGAAACUUGUCACAGUCCAAGGAUGUGCGGGACUUUAUUAUGCAAAACAAAGUGCACCAGUUUGUGGUGACGCUGCUGGACUCAAAAAGCACUGAAAUGUGUUUUUCAGCCUGCGGGGUCCUCACCAACCUGGCUCUGGACCCUCCCAACCGGGUCAGCCUCUCACUAGAGGGGGCUGCUCCCAAGCUGGCAGACUGUCUGAAAGACUUCGGAGCAGGUGACUGGCAGCUGGCAGGCCAGGUCUGUCAGGCCUUGUGGAACAUAGUCGGCGGCUGCUCAGAGAAGCUGCUGGACACAGAGCAGAGAGAGUCACUGCUAGAGAUCCUCACUGCAUACUCAGAUGAAGAAUAUGCUCUGAAGUGGACUCAAAACGAAGAUGUGAGGGACUUCCACAGGGCAUGCUGGGAGCUAGAGUUCCUCCCUAUAGCUCAAAAACUGAUAAAGACUCUCCAGCCUCCAGACCUGACAGCCUGACACUCUGGGACAUCGAGUUAAGAGUUUCAUGUUGUCAUAGAAACCGUAGGCUUUAGAAAAAAGAACAACUGUCUUGAGUAUCUCAUAAAAAGCUAAAAUCCAUCCUUUGAGUAUCAAACACUCACCUCCUGAGUUUUAAAUACUUAAUUACUUAAUUAGUUAAUUCAAGCUGACUACAGAUACUGUUCUUCAUGAAGAUCGAGGAGCCGCAUCUGGGUUAAGUGUUUGAUACUCAAAAGAUACAGACAGGUGAAAAAUUAAAGAAAAAACCUGGAAAAAAUGAUGUAAAUCAUAUACACUAGGCUUUCACAGCCAGCAGAUCUCAACCAAAUAAACACUGAUGUUUGAAUGUGUUAGAAAGCAUCAUCAUCAAACUUUCAAUAAGGGAAUAUCUUUUGGAAGAACGGUGUUCAUCCCUCCAGUAGAGUUCAGAGACUUGCAGAAUCUAUGCUAAGCAGCAGUGAAGCUAACAGCUGAUAGAGGUAAUUAUGCAAAAUGUUAGGAGCAGACUGAAUCUUUAAAACUGCAUCUAAUGAUUAUAAACUACAUUACCAGAUCCUUUUUUUCAGUUGUGUAUAUGUAUACAGAUAUUUGCAUUUUCUUCUUAAUUUUCCUUAAUUUAUUUUUCAUCCUUCAUGUUCCUUUCUUUGCCUUAAUUUCUGAGUAUCUUUAAAUGUACAGGGAUAAUUUAAGUCAAGCUCUUUGCACAUUCAUAUAACAGACUUGAUCUGUUUUGUAAGUAGACUGUGUUGUAAAGGUGUUUUUAUGAUAAUGUAGUCUUGAAAACAGAUGACUAACAUGGAAUUUACCUCAUAAACAAAUCUUUUAUUGUAUGUGGGUUGUGUGACAUUGCAACUUGUACAUAAUAAAGCACAGCAGAAGAAAGCAGGGAAACAUUUUGCUUCUCAAAGCCUUUUUAUUAUUACACAGAUAUGGGGCCAGGCAGUGCUUACAUGUUACACCAAGUAGCCUAAAGUACAGCAUUUCAAAAUCACAUCGUUAUUACAUCGAAACAAAUCAGAAACGGCACUUAAUGUAAAAACCCCCGGUGUCAAUUCCCCCAGCUUCCGCACAAUAGUGACCUUAAAACAACCACAAGACAAGCCAAUGUUUCAAAAAAAACCUAAACAGCUGAUAACAAACAUUGUUCUCUACAAAGAAUUUCUCAGGUUGAUAUGAAAGACAGUUGGCUGGCUGAUAUCGAGGUUGCUUAAGAAAAGUUUCCUAUUCCAUAAAUUGUCAGGGAAAGCCGCUGAAAUGUGAGGGGAUAACACUGAGUUUCUGCUGGUGAUUGUGUGUUGACAGACAGGCCUCUGAGGCCUUGACGGGAAACACCCUGAAGUUCAGACAGAUUACCAGCUUCAUCAGGGAAGUGAGGGAUUUUUUCCAGUGAGGUGUAACGUGGGGUCAAACAAGUAAGAGGUAAGGUGUCUUACUAUGAAUCAGCCUUAUCUCAGUCCAAAUGUCGGUCAGGUGCAAAGUGUUUUCCCGACAAGGAGAAAACUUUGACCUCGACUGUACCAUAGGAGCAGGGAUUGUUACCUGGUUCCCAGUGAGUCACACAGUUCUCAAGCUUAUUACGGUAAAAUAAAAUUCACGAGUCAAGUCUCUGGACCGUACUGAUGACAAACUGAACUAUUCCCCUGAGUUCAGCUUAAUGUUGACGUCAGCUUCAAAGAGCUAAGUAUACUUUGGAGCAUAAGAUGUUAAAAUAACACCCCAUGUCUUUUCAUGAGUCAUCGUUUGCAUAACAGCACUUAAAUAUGCUUACUAAUUAGCAUGGACUGUUAGAUUUCCUAUAUUUGUGCAACUGAACAGUGGAGGUGAGCUGAUUGUGACGCUGAUUGUGCUGUGAGUGUUUGAUUCCUGAAUUGUGAAGGCCUUUCCAUGACUCAUACAAUCUCUUUGAUGAAGCAAUGAAAUCAAAUCGUUUAGGAGAAAACUACGAAUGAUACACAACAAUUCAAUAUCAUAGUUUAUUUUUUUCAUCUUUUUCAUAUAUUUUCAUAUAAAAAAAGUGUCAGUAACUGACAUCAGUCAGAAGUUUGAAAAAAAAUACCUCCACUUCCUCUCAAACCACUUCCAAAUGUACCAUUCUUUUAUCAUCAUCAUCACCCUCCUCCACCUCACUCAUUCAUCUGUCCAAUUCUCUCAAUCCACCCUCAGAAGAAUGCAGUACUUUACUCGUUUUAGUAAACAAAAAAAAAAAAAAAAAAAAAAGGCAGAGGAUUCACACCUCUGUUCAAAAAAAGCUGCUUUUGCACUGGUUAGACUUCCCCAGCAGGGAAAUAAGCACAGCUACAACCUUUUGCGUUCGACAGCUAUCGACCGCAGUCGGCCCUGUUCAGGCCAGCACGGUCCCCUAGCAAUGGGAACACGGCAGCCCGGAAAGAGUCUCUGCUCACCAAAGAGCACUUCUUAUAUGUUUUAUAGAGAAAACAGAAGAGGUAUUCAUUUACUGGUAAAAUUCACAAUCCAAAGCUUCGAAAGUGUUAGGGCGACCAGGCAGCUGGGAUAAGCGGAAGACAAGAUAGGUGUGGUUAGGGCAACCGGAAGCAAAUCCCUCCUGGAAAACCUGGUUUCUAACUUUCUUUUUGAUUAGCUUUUUUUUCUUUUUUCCCAUUACCAGAAAAAUAAAGACAUCAUCAUCAUCAUCAUCAAAACAACAAAUGAUAAACAGUUAUCUCACAAUAACAGAGCUACAGCAGAAGCAAGAAGUCUUUCCUUCAAAGUGCCUCGCUAUCUUUUUUUUUUUUUUUUGACACAUGAAAUUCAAAAGACGUACUUUUUUUUUCUUUCCGUCAUUUCUGUGAAACACACGCAAACAUCCACUUCUCAGUCAUCAUGAACACAACAGACUCAUCCACACAUGUACAGUCAAACUCAAAAAGGGCUCAGUGUUCUUUGAGUUUCUUUCCACACCUCUGGUUUUCACACACUCCUUGGAUUAGCUUACAUUGACAUUUGAGAUUUGGGAAGGGGGUAAAGGAGUACAGGACAAGAGGGAGGGGAGGGGUAAUGCAGUGGAUUUCUAAUGGAUAGGGGUUUAAAAGGGGUAUGAUGGGGUUUGGGAGGGUGAUUUUGGGAUCAAUAUGACCCCGCUGAAUACAAUAUGGGAGCAGCAGCAUCAGCACGUAUACACACUGUGCUGGAUAGUUCAGGCACACGUAAAAACACCGCCCAAAAUAAUGCUUCCAUCUCCAGUUACCACUAACAGCAACCACAUCGACAACAACAUCCACUUCUCUUGAUACAAAAAUGAAAUAAAAAGAUAUUAAAGAAACUAAACAAAACAGUGACGACAGAAUCAAAGUGCAGACUGUUUCAGGCUGCACAGCUUUUAUGGGGGAUUUUUUUUUUCUAUGGGUCUUCACUCUACCAGGAGAUGGAAGAGAUUGACAACCAAUGUGUCGCACGCUGGAAUACUGAAACGUCGUCCUGGAUGCCUCCGGUGUCAGCGCUCCGGCCCGGCACAAACCACCCCCCUCAGGAGAAGCAGGAGUCUGUUCCAGGCUGCCCUCUCUUGGUCAGUUUUGGCACUGCAGGCAACACGAACUGAGUUUGUGUAUCCACUUGUUGUUUGAGAUGACUUUGCUUCAACAGUUCUUUUCUCUCUUUCACUCUUUUUUUUUCUUGCUUUCAUUUUGUUCUGAUCCUCUUCUCAGCGUCCAUCCAACACCGGGACAAGCGUCAUCACAACCCAAGGCUUUUCACAUCUCUUCCAUAUUUUUGUUGAAUUCCCCCCCUUUGAUUUUUUUUUUCCUUGAAGUGUCCCAUAAUGAGCAACAACACUGACAGUAAAAAGACAACUAUAAAAAAAAAAAAAAAAA
This is a messenger RNA of Thunnus maccoyii (southern bluefin tuna), 6629 nucleotides long. It is a transcript of the gene armc2, whose product is annotated as armadillo repeat containing 2. The transcript has 18 exons. Gene Ontology annotation, biological process: cilium organization; sperm axoneme assembly. The coding region runs from base 301 to 2799 and encodes 832 amino acids. The record is from RefSeq and is a predicted model, not a curated record. NCBI's taxonomy places the organism in Eukaryota, Metazoa, Chordata, Actinopteri, Scombriformes, Scombridae. Gene Ontology annotation, molecular function: protein binding.